AUGAUCAUAAAGGGCGAACUUCUUUCGCUUCUUGCAACGAGCGCUUUUGUCUUCUUAUUAGCUGUAGGACCUUGUAGGGGCAGUCUCCUCUCCACAUCGCUGCAGUUCACUCGCGAUGCCUUGAUGGGUUUCUCACACGGAUCGCAGAGGAGCGUGGAAAUACUUACACCGAAGAAAACGAAAAGGAUUAUUACUCCCUUUGAGCAAGUGAGAGAGAUGUUUAAAGGGCAACUUAAUAAGCAGGCUAAAUCCCUACGCAGAUUCCCCCCUAAAUUCACUUUCCCAACGAAAAACAUUACUCGGGAAGAAAUCACCUAUACAAAGGAAAGCAGGACUUACAAACCGCGCUUAUCACCAUCGAACAAGUUCCUCGAAGCCAUCAAUGACAUUGAACGGGCUGUGGCUAAAGCAAAGGCUUCAGGAUUCCGGUACAGGAAAGGAACCUUCAAUAAAUUGAAAGGACUCCUAAUGCGAGCGAUAAGAAGUAAGAGCUACAAAUAUGCGCGCGAAGUUCUGGGCAAGAUCAUGUAUCUUUUAAGCACCAAGUCGUCGGCAACGCGACGAAGCAAGAGAACCACCUCAGGGGAAAAAACCACCCCUGAAACGGAAGGAGGCAAUUUCCUUCAAGAUUUACGGAAGAAACUCGGCGCCUCGGUGUUUGAUAGCUUCAUGGCUGUCCAAGGAGACGUGUCACUAAUGUUUGCCAUUGAUAACACUGGAAGCAUGAGUGAAGAAAUUCAAGCAGCAAAAAACAUCGCCAUAGACAUCAUAAAUUAUCCUCGUAAUGCCACUGUGAAGAAAUACAUUUUGUCGCCUUUUAACGACCCCUACCCUGUGAAAUCGGCCGCCAUAGUCAAAGAGGAAAGCGAAGCUGGUGAGUUCGUAAAAGCUAUUAAUGCUCUUACAGCAUACGGUGGUGGGGAUUGUCCGGAGUAUACAUUCAGAGGGAUGCUGGAAACAUUGAGAUUUGGACCAGAAUGGGGAUCCCCUAUGUACGUCUUUACGGACGCGGGCCCAAAAGAUGCAUCAGACGAAAACAUUCAGGAGCUUCAGUACUUAGCUGAUGACUUCGGGGUGACAAUUAACUUUCUAACCACAGGUUUCUGUUACACUCGUUUGCACCCAGCCUUCAAAGAUCUCGCCCAGCUUACCUCAGGUCAGACCAUUUCUCUUAGAAGAGACGGAGAACUGGAAAAGCUUAAUAACCUGACAGCAGGUGUGCUUGAUGGGACGAGUACUCUUAGUAUCGGUUCAAGCCCAGGACACAAGAAGAAGCGGAGCCUAAAAGAUACAUCACCCGGUCGAUAUAACUUUCCAGUUGAUGAAUCCAUCGAAAAAUUGAUUAUAACAGUAAGCACCACACGACAGGGAACAAAUGGACAAGGAAUUACCUUAACAGACCCCGAUAACAUCGUAAUUUCAGCUGAAAAACUUAGUUUGUCCCAGAUCACUGUCUAUCAGAUCGACCGCCCCAAGAUAGGAGGCUGGACCCUGAUUGUGUCAGGCGAACACGAGUUUCAAGUUAAGUCGAGCAGUGAAACAAAUGUCAACUUCGAGGUAGAUUUCAUCAUUCCAAUGCAAGGACGCAGGAGACAGAUAACAGAAGUGCCUAUUUCCAAUCCGGUUAUAGGUAAACUGAAUAAGAUGCUCAUCACUGUCGCUGGUUCCGAGAAGCUCAACACAAGCUCUUUACGCUUGGAGCUCAUUACCCCUGAAGGAGCUAGGAUUACUGACGUCACGUUGCAGACAACUGACAACGUCCAUUUCACCGCAAGUUUUACGCCUCGCACAAGCCAACAAUUCAAACUCAAGCUCAGUGGUAUCACUCGUGGCGGAAAUACUUUUGAGAGAAUUUCUCGACAGAGGAUCAAACCCUCCAGGGCCCUGCUCAGAGUAAGAUACGCCAGUAAUGAUUAUACACUUCCUUUAGGAAGAGUGACGUUCGUUCAUUUUCAGAUCUGCAACUUUGGCGCCACUGAGUAUUUUGACGUGACGGUCGUAAAAGAUCGAAUGGGUUUGAUCAUUACCCCACAAAUUUCACCCAUACGUGUUAUUAAAGGCCAUUGCGCGAUUAUAUCCGUCCGCGCCAGAGCUACGCGGUCCGAGGACGUGGACAAGACCGACAACUUAUUCUUGAUGGUAAAGGGCCGCACAUCUAAGGUUCUUGCCUCACAGGGAGUGCGUCUUUUUGUUCUGCCAUAA
This is a messenger RNA of Pocillopora verrucosa, 2202 nucleotides long. NCBI's taxonomy places the organism in Eukaryota, Metazoa, Cnidaria, Anthozoa, Scleractinia, Pocilloporidae. The record is from RefSeq and is a predicted model, not a curated record.